AUGCCGUUCGUCCAAGCAAACAGUCACCGUCUCUACUAUGCUGACUCCCACCCCGCUGGCCCUCCGACCCCAACCGGCCUGACCUUCAUCUUCAUCCACGGCCUGGGCUCUUCACAAAACUACUACUAUCCAGUAAUCCCGCACCUCACAAAACUCCACCGCUGCAUUACAAUUGAUACAUACGGCGCCGCCCGCUCCCCGUACACCAAUGACACAAUCACGAUCCCCGGUAUCGCAGAGGAUGUCAUCGGUGUGCUAGACACGCUGCGAGUCCACAAGGCCGUCGUAGUUGGCCAUUCAAUGGGCGGGCUCGUGGUGACAGAGCUGGGUGCGCGGCAUCCCAGUCGCAUACAGGGCGUUGUGGCUAUUGGGCCGACGCACCCGUCGGAUACCUUGGUGACGGUCAUGAAUAAGAGAUCGGAGGCUGUCCUUGAGUCUGGAAUCGAGCCAAUGGCAAAUACAAUCCCCUUUGGAGCUGUCGGCUCGCGCAGUUCCCCGCUUCAAAAGGCUUUCAUCCGGGAGUUAAUUCUGGGCCAGGAUCCUAAGGGCUAUGCCGCGCUGUGCCGCGCUAUUGCGACCGCGAAGCCGGCAGACUAUGCUGCUGUCAAGGCGCCUUUCCUGCUUAUUGCGGGCGAGGAGGAUAAGUCUGCUUCUAUGGAGGGGUGCCAGCAUAUUUUUGAUCAUGUCUCGAGUAAACAGAAGUCUCUCGAGGUAUUGAAGGGGGUUGGGCAUUGGCAUUGUAUUGAGGCUGCUGAUGAGGUGGGUGGGUUAAUUGCUAAGUUCGCGAAUGUUGCGAAUGCUUGA
Molecule: messenger RNA, 804 nt
Organism: Penicillium concentricum
Lineage: Eukaryota; Fungi; Ascomycota; Eurotiomycetes; Eurotiales; Aspergillaceae
Product: alpha/beta fold hydrolase
Exons: 2
Coding region: 1-804 (267 amino acids)
Source: RefSeq, a predicted model, not a curated record